UUAGAACAUCUCGUCUUGCUCGUGGGGCGCUUCAGCUAUUGGCCACGCUACAAAUACAAGUCGGCGCCCGGAUUGUUCACCGUCAUUCCACCGCUCGUUCCAUCCCACCUCACACUAAACAUCGCUUUUCCAUCCCAAACGACCCCGCCCAAACACAGUCUUUCUACCGUCAACAUGAACGGCGACACCAACGGCAAGGCGCCUCUCGACCACAGCUCGGGCGGCAGCCGCACUCACGUCCCCGGCGAGCCUCUCGUCCAUGUCGAGCCGCCGCGACGCGAAGAUCUGCAGCCAUCGUACGCGCGAGUCAUCAAGCCCGACGAUGAAGACGAGGAUCAACACGGCUGGUAUGGAAGCAUGAUCAACGGCCUCGGUACAUGCGUGGGAACCCUCGGUGCCAUCCCCUGCUGUGUCUGCUGUCCCAACCCCUACAAGCCCGUCGCGCAAGGUAACGUCGGUCUCGUCACCAAAUUCGGCCGCUUCGCCCGCGCCGUCGACCCGGGUCUCGUCAAGAUCAACCCCCUCUCCGAAAGCCUCAUCCAAGUCGACGUCAAGAUCCAAAUCGUCGAGGUGCCCAAGCAAGUCUGCAUGACCAAGGACAACGUCAACCUGACCCUCACCUCCGUCAUCUACUACCACAUCACCAGCCCGCACAAGGCGGCGUUCGGCAUCUCCAACCUGCGCAUCGCCCUCGUCGAGCGCACGCAGACCACCCUCCGCCACGUCAUCGGUGCGCGCGUGCUGCAGGAUGUGAUUGAGCGGCGCGAGGAGAUUGCGCAGUCCAUCCGCGAGAUUAUUGAAGAGACGGCGACCGGUUGGGGUGUGGCGGUGGAGAGCAUGCUCAUCAAGGACAUCAUUUUCAGCCAGGAGUUGCAGGAUAGCUUGUCCAUGGCUGCGCAGAGCAAGCGGACGGGUGAGGCGAAGGUGAUUAGUGCUCGUGCUGAGGUCGAAUCGGCCAAAUUGAUGCGUCAAGCCGCCGACAUCCUCUCGAGCGCGCCGGCCAUGCAAAUCCGCUACCUCGAAGCCAUGCAAGCCAUGGCCAAGACGGCCAAUUCCAAGGUGAUCUUCCUGCCAGCACAAAACCAAACCGUCCAAUCCCAACUCGCCGAAGCCGACAAGUACGGCGAAGGGCCGAGCAGAUACCAGACGGAGAACUACGCCUCGGCCGGGCAGGAGUUUGCGGGCAGCACGCAGGGCUUCCAGAGCGCCAUCAAUGCCGGCGUGAUUGAGCACAUCUAGGCUGCUUGCCGUGGGUGAAGAUGCUUUGUGUGUGUUGGAAAGGGGGAUUGUGGUCUUUCUUUUUGGCACGCUCGUGAUGAUGGAGGAGGAGGAGGAGGAAGGUUGAGGUUUGCCGCGAUACCCCUUUUGUGUCUGUGUCUUGAUGUUUACUGUUUGCUUUUCCGUUCACUUAGUCUUUGUUGCUUGAAUGGCAGUUUUCCCUCUUUCUUCUGCCGAUUCUGUGUCGCUCUCUUCGUUCAUCUCGCCCUGUACUAUUCAUGCUACUCAGAGUCGUCACGGAAGGCUGUCGGUCCUUCUGGCCCACUAAAGGCUGCACUGAGGAGUAAUGGUAUAUACUGGACCAUGCCCCGUGCGAUGUCUAACUGACUAGGCGCGUGGAAGAGGAGGAGUGGUG
Molecule: messenger RNA, 1633 nt
Organism: Neohortaea acidophila
Lineage: Eukaryota; Fungi; Ascomycota; Dothideomycetes; Mycosphaerellales; Teratosphaeriaceae
Exons: 5
Coding region: 175-1239 (354 amino acids)
Cellular component (GO): plasma membrane
Source: RefSeq, a predicted model, not a curated record